AUGGAGGUCAAGAGGGCAUCAGGGUGGCUGGAGAAGGAUGGCUCAUCAGUAAGGCAGGCAACCAAUCAGAUUGUGAUGAAUUGCGCUGAUAUUGACAUUAUUACAGCUUCAUAUGCACCAGAAGGAGAUGAAGAAAUCCAUGCUACAGGAUUUAACUAUCAGAAUGAAGAUGAGAAAGUCACCCUGUCUUUUCCUAGUACUCUCCAGACAGGUACAGGAACCUUAAAGAUAGAUUUUGUUGGAGAACUGAACGACAAAAUGAAAGGUUUCUACAGAAGUAAAUACACCACCCCUACUGGAGAGGUGCGCUAUGCUGCUGUCACACAGUUUGAGGCUACUGAUGCCCGGAGAGCUUUUCCUUGUUGGGAUGAGCCUGCUAUCAAAGCAACUUUUGAUAUCUCUCUUGUUGUUCCUAAAGACAGAGUUGCUUUAUCAAACAUGAAUGUAAUUGACCGGAAACCGUAUCCUGAUGAUGAAAAUUUAGUAGAAGUGAAGUUUGCCCGCACACCUGUUAUGUCUACGUAUCUGGUGGCAUUUGUUGUGGGUGAAUAUGACUUUGUAGAAACAAGGUCAAAAGAUGGUGUGUGUGUCCGUGUUUACACCCCUGUUGGCAAAGCAGAGCAAGGAAAGUUUGCGCUAGAGGUUGCUGCUAAAACCUUGCCUUUUUAUAAAGACUACUUCAAUGUUCCUUAUCCUCUACCUAAAAUUGAUCUCAUUGCUAUUGCUGACUUUGCAGCUGGUGCCAUGGAGAACUGGGGCCUUGUUACUUAUAGGGAGACUGCGUUGCUUAUUGAUCCAAAAAACUCCUGUUCUUCAUCACGCCAGUGGGUUGCUCUGGUUGUGGGACAUGAACUCGCCCAUCAAUGGUUUGGAAAUCUUGUUACUAUGGAAUGGUGGACUCAUCUGUGGUUGAACGAAGGCUUUGCAUCCUGGAUUGAGUAUCUUUGUGUAGACCACUGCUUUCCCGAGUAUGAUAUCUGGACGCAAUUUGUUUCUGCAGACUAUACUCGUGCCCAGGAACUUGACGCCUUAGAUAACAGCCAUCCUAUUGAAGUGAGCUAUACUUCCCCAACCCUUUUAGUGAAAUACAUAAUUUAUUAUGUGUCAAUAUGCUUAGGAUGCUAUCUUGACUUUAAAAAAGGAAUGAACAUGUAUUUAACCAAGUUUCAGCAAAAGAAUGCUGCCACAGAGGAUCUCUGGGAAAGUUUGGAAAAUGCCAGUGGUAAACCCAUAGCAGCUGUGAUGAAUACCUGGACCAAACAAAUGGGAUUCCCUCUCAUUUAUGUGGAAGCUGAACAGGUAGAAGAUGACAGAGUGCUGAGGCUGUCUCAAAAGAAGUUCUGUGCCAGUGGACCAUAUGUUGGUGAAGACUAUCCUCAGUGGAUGGUUCCUAUCACAAUCUCUACUAGUGAAGACCCCAACCAAGCUAAACUAAAAAUACUAAUGGAGAAGCCAGAGAUGAAUGUAGUUUUGAAAAAUGUCAAACCAGACCAGUGGGUAAAGUUAAACCUGGGAACAGUUGGGUUUUAUCGGACCCAGUACAGCUCUGCCAUGCUGGAAAGUUUAUUACCAGGCAUCCGUGACCUUUCUCUGCCUCCAGUGGAUCGACUUGGAUUACAGAAUGACCUCUUUUCUCUGGCUCGAGCUGGAAUCAUUAGCACUGUAGAGGUUCUAAAAGUCAUGGAGGCUUUUGUGAAUGAGCCCAAUUAUACUGUAUGGAGCGACCUGAGCUGUAACCUGGGGAUUCUUUCAACUCUCUUGUCCCACACAGACUUCUAUGAGGAAAUCCAGGAGUUUGUGAAAGAUGUCUUUUCACCUAUAGGAGAGAGACUGGGCUGGGACCCCAAGCCUGGAGAAGGUCACCUAGAUGCACUCCUGAGGGGCUUGGUGCUGGGCAAACUGGGAAAAGCAGGUCAUAAGGCAACUUUGGAAGAAGCCCGUCGUCGUUUUAAGGAGCAUGUGGAAGGAAAACAGAUUCUCUCUGCUGAUCUAAGAAGUCCUGUCUAUCUUACUGUUUUAAAGCAUGGUGAUGGCACCACCUUAGAUGUUAUGCUAAAGCUUCACAAACAAGCUGAUAUGCAAGAAGAAAAAAACCGAAUUGAAAGAGUUCUUGGGGCUACUCUUUCACCUGAACUGAUUCAGAAAGUCCUCACUUUUGCACUUUCAGAAGAGGUACGUCCACAGGACACUGUGUCAGUAAUUGGUGGAGUAGCUGGAGGCAGCAAACAUGGGAGGAAAGCUGCUUGGAAAUUCAUAAAGGACAACUGGGAAGAGCUUUACAAUCGAUACCAGGGAGGGUUCUUAAUUUCCAGACUAAUAAAGCUGUCAGUUGAGGGAUUUGCAGUUGAUAAAAUGGCUGGAGAAGUUAAGGCUUUCUUCGAGAGUCACCCAGCUCCUUCAGCUGAGCGUACCAUCCAGCAGUGUUGUGAAAAUAUCUUGCUGAAUGCUGCUUGGCUAAAGCGAGAUGCUGAGAGCAUUCACCAGUACCUCCUUCAGCGGAAAGCCUCCCUACCCUCAGUGUGAAGCCUCCUCACCAAGGUCUUACUGCCUCUCUGCAGGGAUGAGGUGGAGCUACCAAACAGCUGAUUCACAUGCCAAGAAUUUGGAGUCUUAGACCAGUGGGGGUUGGACAAUGAAUGUAGUUAACUGGUUCCUGCUCACACUCCAGAAUUAAAUUCUAUUGAAAAAGGAAAAUCAACAAUUCAGCAAAAACAAAAUGAAAAAUAAAAAAAUAAAAUACAAAUGUAAAUAUAAUAGUAAUAAACUAGAGCAUAACGAAACUGUGAAACUUCCUGAAGCCUGUCAUGGUUCAAAGUAUUGAACACUCUCCUGUUAGUGACAGAUAUUGUUUUAAAACCUACCAAAAGGAAAGAAAGGCUUUUGGGGAAAGAUUUUUGUGAAGUGGGUUCUACAUGCAGCCUGACAAGCCGGGUAUGUCCACUGCUGGGAUCCUGACAGAAGGCUGAUCCUGGCUCACAUAAUGGAGUCUGUGCAUAAUUCCAAGUGGGUUGGGUUUUUUGUUGUUGUUGUUGUUGUUGUUUCUCCUUUCUGGCAUGGGGACUGAGCAGGAAGGUAUCUUUUCCUGCAUAACUCAAUCUAAAUCAAGGGUUGUAGUUCCUCCUUGCCUCCCUUCUGUGUGCCCCCCAUCCCUAUAAAAAAAAAAAAAAAAGUAAUGAAAAGUUUUUAAAAAGUAAAACAAUCCCCCACAAUCUCCAUCUGGGGUUCUUCUCCCUUAGUUCAGUCCCAGCCCUGACCCUAUCCUUACUAGAGAUGAUGAAGAACAUCUUUGACAGCCACAUUAAAUAAGAGGAGCUGAUAAUACUUGUUUUUCUUUUUUAAGUCUUAAAAACCCUGAAAUGCAUAACAGAUCAGAGAGUAGAAAUAAAGAUUAUCAGCCAGGCCUUCCUGCUCGAGUGAUUCUACUCAAAACGGUCCCAGUUACCUGACAGGCCAAAUGCCACACCUCUUCCAAACAGUAUCAGUGAGCUCUGGCUCACCAGCCUGUGCAUAUGAGGAGCCAGUGGGGACUGCUGUGUGGCCCAGACGUCCGCUCACCGCUGCUUCACCGGUGUGCCCACUAACGCGCCUCGCCACCUAACCCAGCGUGUUUUUACUAAGUCUCAGCCCUCUUCCUCUUUCCUUUUUUUUUCUCUUUAUUUUUUCUGAAUCUUCCUUUUUUGUGUGUGUGUGUGUUAACAGAAAUUCAUAUUUGGUGUGGCUUAAUGUAUUUCAGAAGGUCGUCAGAUUGUGAGACUGCUUCCUUGGAACAUUUUUGUGCUAUUGUUUUAAAAAAUAAUAAUUAAAAAACUGUUGGCGUUAAUAAAAAUGUCAA
Molecule: messenger RNA, 3832 nt
Organism: Microtus ochrogaster (prairie vole)
Lineage: Eukaryota; Metazoa; Chordata; Mammalia; Rodentia; Cricetidae
Gene: Npepps
Product: aminopeptidase puromycin sensitive
Exons: 23
Coding region: 1-2523 (840 amino acids)
Biological process (GO): peptide catabolic process; proteolysis
Cellular component (GO): membrane; cytoplasm
Molecular function (GO): peptide binding; zinc ion binding; metalloaminopeptidase activity
Source: RefSeq, a predicted model, not a curated record